Calypte anna (Anna's hummingbird) is the source of this 1568-nucleotide messenger RNA. It is a transcript of the gene ENPP6, whose product is annotated as ectonucleotide pyrophosphatase/phosphodiesterase 6. The coding region runs from base 180 to 1529 and encodes 449 amino acids. The record is from RefSeq and is a predicted model, not a curated record. NCBI's taxonomy places the organism in Eukaryota, Metazoa, Chordata, Aves, Apodiformes, Trochilidae. The transcript has 8 exons.
CGCUCGCGGGGCCGAGCUGUAGCUUUAACGCGGGCGGUGGCAGCGGGCGGGAGGACAGCACUGCCAGGUCCAGCCCCGAAGCUGCCGCAGAGCCCUGCGUGUGCCCGGCCGGCUCUGGCAGCUGCCUUCUGCCUGUUGCCUGCUGCCUUCUGCCUUCUGCCUGUUGCCUGCUGCCUGACAUGGGGAGCCGCAGCCUCCUCGCCGCCAUCCUCGCCGCCGCCCUCGCCUCCCUUCUGCCGCCCCCCGUCGCGGCCCACCGCAAGCUCUUGGUGUUCCUGCUCGAUGGCUUUCGCUUCGACUACAUCGACGACAGCGAGCUGGAGGGUCUGCCGGGCUUUCGGGACAUCGUGAACAUGGGGGUGAAGGUGGAUUACAUGACCCCAGACUUCCCCAGCCUCUCCUACCCAAAUUACUACACGCUGAUGACGGGUCGACACUGUGAGGUCCAUCAGAUGACUGGGAACUACAUGUGGGACCAAAAGACAAAUGUAUCUUUUGAUAUUGGUGUGAAUAAAGAUAGUCUACUGCCUCUCUGGUGGAAUGGAUCAGAGCCUUUGUGGGUCACAAUGAUGAAAGAAAAAAAGAACGUUUCCAUGUACUACUGGCCAGGUUGUGAGGUCGAAAUCCUUGGAGUCAGACCAAGUUAUUGCCGGGAAUACUUCAGUGUCCCGACAGACAAAAACUUUGCGGAUGCCAUCAAUGAUGCUCUCGAGUCUUUGGGCAAUGGCAGUGCCCAGAUGGCCGCCGUGUACUACGAACGCAUCGACGUGGAAGGCCACCACUACGGCCCUUCCUCCCAGCAACGGAGGAGAGCUCUGAGGGAGGUGGACAGAGCCUUGAGCAACAUGAUCACACUCAUCAAGAACAAGGGCCUGCAGCACGACCUCAAUGUCCUCCUCUUCUCCGACCAUGGGAUGACAGACAUCUCUUGGGCAGACAAAGUGAUUGAGCUGAAAAAUUACAUCAAUAUGAGCGAUACCAUACAAAUGAAGGACCGAGGCCCUGUUGUGAGCCUCUGGCCAGCUCCAGAGAAGCACACAGAGAUAUAUCAAAAAUUGAAAGCUGUGGAACACAUGGAUGUUUAUAACAUACAGGAUAUUCCAAACAGGUUUUUCUACAAAAAAGGAAAAUUUGUAUCUCCUCUAACUCUUGUGGCCGAGAAAGGAUGGUUCAUAGUAGAGAGCAGGGAGAAGCUGCCCUUCUGGGAGAACGGGACGGGGUGGAAGGAGGCCUGGCAGAACGGGUGGCACGGCUAUGACAACGAGCUCAUGGACAUGAGAGGCUUCUUCCUUGCAUUCGGGCCAGAUUUCCGAUCGAACUUCCGAGCGCCUCCCAUCAGAUCUGUGGAUGUUUACAACAUCAUGUGCAGCCUGGCGGGAGUCCAGGCGCUGCCCAACAAUGGCUCCUGGUCCAGGGUGGAGUGCAUGCUCCGGAGCACCGGCCACUUGGCACCGCCUCCCCUGCGCCGCAGCUCUGCCCUGCUCCUGGCUCUGCUCUCCCUCAUCGCCCAAAGGGUCCCCUUGCUGUGAUCACCCGGCAGUGUUGGUCACUGUCACCACAAACUCCGG